Dicentrarchus labrax (European seabass) is the source of this 1834-nucleotide messenger RNA. It is a transcript of the gene mettl1, whose product is annotated as methyltransferase 1, tRNA methylguanosine. Bases 151 to 873 code for a protein of 240 amino acids. The transcript has 6 exons. The record is from RefSeq and is a predicted model, not a curated record. Gene Ontology annotation, cellular component: tRNA methyltransferase complex. Gene Ontology annotation, biological process: RNA (guanine-N7)-methylation; tRNA methylation. Gene Ontology annotation, molecular function: tRNA (guanine(46)-N7)-methyltransferase activity. Lineage: Eukaryota; Metazoa; Chordata; Actinopteri; Moronidae.
GCGCUCCGUGAUGACGUCCAAACGCCGCGACUCGUUGAUAAACUAGAAACAAACGUGACUUCGGGACUCGACGUUCAGAAGAAGAAACCUUUAUUUAAUCAAUACGUGAAUAUUGUUUCAGAGGGAGCAGCGUCUUUAUUUUAAUCCAACAUGAGUUCGUCAAUGCCGCAGAAGCGUUACUACAGACAGCGAGCACAUUCAAACCCGAUGGCUUACCACACGUUUGACUAUCCUGUGUGUCCUGAGGAAAUGGACUGGUCCGAGCUGUAUCCAGACUUCUUCACUGGAAACUUUGAGAAGGAGACCCCCCGAGUUGAGUUUGCAGACAUUGGAUGUGGAUACGGGGGGCUUUUAGUGGAGCUGUCUCCACUCUUCCCGGACAAGCUCAUCCUGGGCCUGGAGAUCCGAGUGAAAGUGUCCGAUUAUGUUCGGGAUCGGAUCCAGUCGCUGCGUGCCUCGGAACCAGGAAGCUACCAGAACAUCGCCUGCCUUCGCAGCAAUGCGAUGAAGUACCUCCCCAACUUCUUUUCCAAAGGACAGCUCAGUAAGAUGUUCUUCCUCUUCCCUGACCCUCACUUUAAGAAGACCAAGCACAAAUGGAGGAUCAUUAGUCCCACAUUGUUGGCAGAGUACGCCUACACACUGAGAGUCGGGGGUUCUGUGUAUACCAUGACAGAUGUGGAGGAAGUACACCUCUGGAUGGUGAAGCACUUCACUGAACAUCCACUAUUCACACGUGUCCCCGAGGAAGAACUGGUUGGUGAUGUCAUUAUAAGUCGUUUGGGUACCUGUACAGAGGAAGGAAAGAAAGUCCAGAGAAAUGGAGGGAAGAAUUUCCUGGCAGUUUUCCGUAGGGUUGAAGAUUCAAACUGAAACCGUUUGGAGAGAACAGUUCGGACAUGUGACGAAGGGAACUAAUGUUCUCAUGCAGUCGUCUAUACGUGGAGAAUUAUGCUGCAAGGCGGAGCUGGAGACUGCAGCUGGUUCCCCCAGCAGAUGAACAGUUUUUCUAAGAUGACAGAAGUUUUGGGUUUCAGUUUUUUCACAUUAUUUAUGUAUUAUGCAUUCCUCAGCUCACCAAGACGGCAGGAGAAGGAUCUUGAUUCAGACUCGACUUUGGAAGUGUUUUGCUUCGCUUUUUUAAAGAUUCAUUUUUUAAAAUCUUUUGACACCCUCUGAAGUGCUGUUCUGGAUUUCCUGUAAAGCUGUUAAUUAUUUUAGUAAAACAAAAAGUCUGUGUUUGGUUUGGAUCAUUGUAGCCAUUAUGUUGUGCUUUGUGUUGCUCUUAUUUUUAACUUUAGUCCUUUGACUUGACUUGAAGAGGAGUUUUAGGUUUUCUGAGCACAGCUAUCCAAAUAUAUUUUAAUCUAAUCUAAUCUAAUCACGUUACAUAAAGCAAGGCCCUGGUGUUAGAGUAUUAUUUUGAAAACUCUUUGAAAUCAUGAACAAUUCUCUCCAUUGAUAUAACUUUGUUGGCUUCAUGGUGGUAAUUGACAGUAUUGGGAGAUGAAUCCGAAAUGGAUUAGACUGAGAAGUCUACCACUAGCUUGUUUGCUGUGGGUUAAAAAUAAACCUGCAUGUUGCAGCGUGUUCUGUAAGCAGUGAAUGCAGCAGAGCGUUCAAACUGUGAAGACUGUGACAGAAUUGUGUUUAAAAUCCUUUCUGCUUUUUUGACAAAAGUUUUUUAUAAGAACUUGUUUAAUUAAUACCUGUAGACUUGAAGACAUUUUUAGAUAACCAGUAGUUCUUUGUAAUGUAAUUCAGUGAUUUAAAUCAAUUGGACCACAGUUGGUGUUGCUCCUACAUGUCAUAUUAAAAGAAAAAAGACCCAUUA